CGACUCGUGGGGUUGGUAUAUAUAUCUACCCCGUCCGCAGUUCGAUGAGAUAUCCUAACCAUCAAGCCAUCCAUACUAUUUACUGGCAAUCCAAAUACGUCUCUCGCGGAAUUACUUGAAGAGAUGUCCCUCAAACCGAUCAUCCUCCAUGGAAGCCUCAUCGGCGCCAAUCCCUGGAAGGUUGCAAUGAUCAUCAACGAGCUCGAAGUCCCAUACGAGAUCAACUCGUUCCCGUUCUCCGAAAUCAAGAAGGAGCCCUAUAUCUCGCUCAACCCCAACGGCCGGACCCCCGCCAUCGAGGACCCCAACACCGGAAUCAUCCUAUGGGAAUCGGGCGCCAUCAUCGAAUACCUGGUCGAAACAUACGACAAGGAGCACAAGAUCAGCUUCCAGGCCGGCACCCCCGAAUACUACCACGCCAAGCAGUACCUCUACUUCCAGGUCAGCGGCCAGGGCCCUUAUUUCGGGCAGUCCAUCUGGUUCCGCGAGUUCCACCCCGAGAAGAUUGCCAGCGCCCAGGAAAGAUACAAGAACGAGGCCCUCCGCGUGUCAGGCGUGCUAAAUGGCAUCCUCAAGGACCGGGAGUACCUGGUGGGUGGGAAAUACACCUAUGCGGACGGCUCGUUUGUGGCCUGGUAUGAGGCUUGGGGGCGUAUCGUCGGCGACGGGGUCGAUAUGGAGCAGGAAUUCCCGAACCUCCACGCUUGGCUGAAGAGACUCCGGGAGAGACCGGCCAUUGUGAAGGCUAUCCAGGCCAGGGCGGAGGAGUGUGUGCGCCUGCCCUGAGCUUGAGUUGUACCCGAUCAUACAUAGUACAUGGAUGUUGGGCUUUGGCGUAUACAUUGAAAUAUAUAAUAAAUUGAUGUCGUUUGUUCCUUGUUAGUAUGAGGAUCUAGAUAGAGAUAGUAGGAUAUAUGCCA
Molecule: messenger RNA, 920 nt
Organism: Aspergillus heteromorphus CBS 117.55
Lineage: Eukaryota; Fungi; Ascomycota; Eurotiomycetes; Eurotiales; Aspergillaceae
Product: glutathione S-transferase family protein
Exons: 1
Coding region: 124-786 (220 amino acids)
Source: RefSeq, a predicted model, not a curated record